Seminavis robusta is the source of this 4044-nucleotide messenger RNA. NCBI's taxonomy places the organism in Eukaryota, Bacillariophyta, Bacillariophyceae, Naviculales, Naviculaceae. The record is from the annotation of a GenBank genome assembly.
AUGAAUAAAGACCAAAGCUUGAUAUGGCAACCGUAUAAGUUCCGAGUACCGGUGCCGUUGCAUCAUCCAAUCCUGCAGCAUCACUUGUCUACCUUUCCUCCCGCAAGCCCACACGGUGGUCGAGCUUAUCAUUCGACAGUCUUACUUCUCCAGAUGUCGCUAAUCUAAUCACCACCAAAGCUGCCGGCACCACUACUAGCUAGCUAGUUCUCGGUACUGCAAGGAAAGGCUUGCUUGCUGCUCAGUAGAAGCAAGAGCACUGGAGCCUUCCUCUCCUUUUCCUCUUCCUCCCACAAAAAGCUUUCUUGCUCACAGACCAAGGAAACAACAGACUAAGAAUUGAAAAAACUGAAGAUGACCAAGACGAGCAAAGCAGCAAUCGAGAUGAUGGGUGAAGACCCCCCCUCGGACAAUGAAGGGAGAAGGGUAUCCAAGAAGGAUAGCUGGGCGGUCGACGACGAAGACGAGACGUCGAACACUGGCUCCUACUCGGAGAGCUCCGGAAGCGGCAACCACCUCUUGGACAGGCAGUACAGGAACAUUGAGAAGACGACCAAAAGGACCAAGAUUGUGGCUCUCUUGGUACUCCUUGUUGGAACAGCAGCAAGUGCUGGAUUCCUCUACAUGGGACUUACCAAUGCCAAGAAGGAUCAGGAGGAGAGCUUUGACAGGGCUGCUGCGGACUUCUCCAAGAGCAUCACAGCCGCUUGGAACGACUACGAGAGCACAACGCUUUGGAUCCAUGAAACAUGCCGCAACUUCAGGACCAACGGUUUCUCUCUGGAUGAUUUCACGGCGCUCCACCAAUACAUUGUCAGUGGAGGCCUUCAGUUUUACGGUAUGCAAUGGAUUCCCCAUGUCAGUCACGACGAACGUCCUGUGUACGAGGAAGGAGGCAAGGAGAUGUGGGGUGAGUUGGAAGGCGCCAACUAUACUGGAUUCACUGGCUGGGAACCUGAUCCAGACAAUCCAGGAGACAUCAAGCUUGGUCCCCGUUCCGAACAACCUUUUUACUUUCCGAUUCAUUUUGGUGCGCCCAUCAAGGAUAUGGUUUCCGUGGCUCACUAUGAUCUUUGGAGUGCUCCUUGGGACGAACCGGCAAUGUCCCAGGCUCUCACCAGUUGGAAGCCAGCUUUGACCGGCAGCUUCCGCUUGAUUCAACAUUCUGAAACAGACGGAUUCUCGGUUGUCCUCUACAAUCCUGGUACUCCCUUGCCUGCUCCCUUUGAAGAUGUGAGACCCAAGGACCUAUCGGCAAUGGUGAUCUACGUUCCUGAUCUCAUGAAACGAGCUGCUGCGGCAACCAGUGCAAGCUUGCAAGCCUUCUUGUAUGAUGCGACCAUGACCAAGGAGGAUGGGUCUCCACCGCAAUACUUGUCAGGACUCGAGAUUCAGACCUCUGAAGGCAACAACGGAACCGCUACUGGUACUGUCAUUCCUGAAACCGCAUUCGCUGAUUUGCAAACCCAUGACAACCUUGUCUUUGAAAAGGAAAUGGCCAUUGGCGGCAAAGUGUGGAAGCUGGUUGUGAUUCCCGCCGAGGGUGCCUAUCACUCCAAUCCAGCCUACAUAUGGGUUAGCGGCAUUAUGAUCUUUGUUGCAUCCUUGCUUCUUGCCGUUUGGAUGCUUCACAACAUGUACCGAACAAUUGAAAUGCACAUGGUAGUCACCAAGGCAGCAGCUGAAGCCAACAUUGUGUCCAACUUGUUUCCAGCCGCAGUGCGCGAGCGCAUGAUUCAGGAUGCCUCACCCGAGAGUUUUGCCGCCAAAGAUGGUUUCAAGAAUGAUGGGACAUCACCUCACACAUCCUCCGCUCUGUCCAGCGAUGCCAUUUUUGGUAGCAAACCCAUUGCACAACUUCAUCCGUACACAACUGUAAUGUGCUCAGACAUUGUUGGCUUUCAGGCUUGGGCGUCCAUUCGAGACCCCAGUCAGGUGUUCACAUUGCUGGAAACCAUCUUUCAUGCCUGGGACAAUAUCGCCAAGCGUCGUCGUGUGUACAAAGUGGAAACUGUGGCUGAUUCCUACGUUGCUGCCGCGGGCCUUCCCCAUGCUAGAUCGGAUCAUGCCGUGGUAAUGUGCAGGACAGCAGUGGAAUGCAUCCACAGAAUGCUCAAACUCUGCAAGGUCUUGGAGCGGACUCUUGGACCAGACACCGGUGAAUUGGGAUGCCGCAUUGGCGUACAUUCUGGACAAGUCGUGGCGGGAGUGCUGAGAGGAGAUAAGGGAAGGUUCCAGCUGUUCGGCGACACAAUGCUGGUGGCAGACAGUAUCUUGGCAACCGGAUUGACCAACGAAGUUCACGUGUCACCUGAGACGGCAGAGCUCGUGAAGAAAGCCCAACGUGACAAGUGGUUGGUUCCCCGAGAGAACCUGGUCAGUUUCAUGGGUAAAAUCCCUCAACAGACAUACCUUGUCCAGAUUCGAACUGAAUCACGAGGUUCCAUGGCGAAGGAAGAAGCACAAGCAGGCCUUUUGUCGGGCAACGUUGAUCUCGGCAAGAGGGAACGGUUGAUUGAAUGGAACGUUGAAGUGUUGAGCGGACUCUUGAGAAGUAUUAUGGCAAGACGAGCUGCAAUGGACCAUCAAAACCAAGAGCGAGCACUGCCCACAGGGAAAGGUUUGCCCAAGAGCCGCAUGGUGUUGGAUGAAGUGGCUGAGAUCAUUGCUCUCCCCAAGUUCGAUGCCGAAACUUUCAAGAAUGAGGUCGACCCUGACUCGAUUGACUUGGAUCCAGAUGUUGUCCACCAGCUGGCCGAUCUGGUGACGAAGAUUGCUGCCAUGUACAGACACAACCCAUUCCAUUGCUUCGAACACGCAAGCCAUGUUACCAUGUCCGUCAUGAAGAUGAUGUCACGCAUUGUGGAUCCCGAAAAGGUUGCUGCCCAGCACGAAAUGAACGCCAAAGGCAAAAGGAAAUCCAUGCGGAAAGAGCUGCAUGAUCACACUUUUGGGAUUACCUCAGAUCCUCUAAGCUUGUUUGCUUGCGCCUUUUCAGCCAUGAUCCACGACGUGGAUCAUCAAGGAGUUCCCAACACUGUGUUGAUCGAAGAGGAGUCACCUCUUGCCGCUAGGUACCAGAACAAGAGUGUCGCCGAACAGAACAGUGUGGAUUUGGCCUGGAAUCUUCUCAUGAAAAGGGACUAUGACAAGCUCCGUGCUUGCUUGUGCUCGUCGGAAGACGACUUUGCACGAUUCCGAUCCUUGGUUGUCAACUGUGUCAUGGCCACGGACAUUAUGGAUAAGCAAUUGGGUGCAGCCCGAAAGGAUCGAUGGAACAAAGCCUUUAGUGGUGAUGAUGCCGCUGCCCAGGAGAGUGCUGAACUUCAGGUCAACAGAAAGGCGACAAUUAUUAUUGAGCACUUGAUUCAAGCUUCCGACAUUAGUCACACCAUGCAGCACUGGCAUGUCUAUGCCAAAUGGAACGAGAGACUCUUCAUGGAAAUGUACAAGGCCUACAAGGCUGGCCGUCUUGAGAAAGAUCCUUCCGUAGGAUGGUAUCGAGGAGAGAUUGGGUUCUUUGAUUUCUACAUCAUCCCUCUAGCUAACAAAUUGUUCAAGUGUGGUGUCUUUGGAGUUUCCUCGGAUGAGUUUUUGAAUUACGCAUUGGCCAACCGAAAGGAAUGGGAGGCAAGUGGCGAAGAGAUGGUAAAGAGGUAUCUUGCCACCUAUGCGGAAGAAUCCGGCUCAGUCAACGAGACCCGUUUCAUGGCGGAAGUUGAGGUUUAAGAGAUGCUCCGAUUGUUGAUUGCGCAAAUGGAGUAUGAAGCAAAAGUGCUGCUUCCGAAAGGCACUGCCAUUAUUCCUCUUGGUCGAACAGAUCCAAACAAGCUUUUUCACUUAUGACAUACAUUUCUAUAGUAUAUACAUGUAUAUCGGAUAUCCAUUAUCAUUCUUCAUACUCGCAUCGAGGGUGCUUGGUUGUUACAAAUAGUUAUUGUUGCAUUUCGCAGCUCCUGGGUAGGCAAGGGAUCGUCAAAGUACCGUACAGUCGUACUCGUAGUCAGAGAUUCCCAGUCGAGUAGGAAGCAAACUGGGACUCCC